Didymosphaeria variabile is the source of this 1122-nucleotide messenger RNA. RefSeq lists its product as uncharacterized. Gene Ontology annotation, cellular component: membrane. The record is from RefSeq and is a predicted model, not a curated record. The transcript is spliced from 2 exons. NCBI's taxonomy places the organism in Eukaryota, Fungi, Ascomycota, Dothideomycetes, Pleosporales, Didymosphaeriaceae. The coding region runs from base 1 to 1122 and encodes 373 amino acids.
AUGCUGGAUUUACGACCAACCUUGAGCGUGGCGCUGCCCGCUGUCAAAAGCCUACCCGAUUGCGCAGACUUCUCGAAGACUGUCCAGCCAUUUCUCCCGCAGCUGUACGACCUGCCGCAGAAGGUCUUCGAUAACAUCAACAAUCUAGAGGCGCUCCAACAUGUGUACCUGUCGACGAACCCACUAGUUACGGCGCUCGCUUUUUCGCUAUUCGUCACGCCAGUUGUGUUCAUUGUUUCCGAGAUCAACAAGAACUACUCGCAGGUGGAUCGCCUAUGGAGCAUAUUGCCCGUCAUAUACAACUCGCAUUACGCGCUAUGGGCGCAUCUGGCGGGACUUCCAACACAGCGAAUGGACCAUGUUAUGGCGGUCACAAUAUUAUGGGGUGCGAGAUUGACGUUCAAUUACUGGCGCAAGGGAGGUUAUACCGUCGGUUCUGAGGACUACAGAUGGAACAUCGUGAAGGAUUAUGCUGGGCCUGUAGUGAUGUUCAUUUUCAACAUUGUGUUCAUCUCGUUGGCGCAAAAUAUACUUCUGUUUGCCAUCACAUCACCGACCUACGUCCUCCUUCUCUGCUCGCGCGUCACCGGAAACGAGCUCACCUUCUACGAUAGCGUCUUCUCCAAGCUCAUCUUCGUCCUCGUUCUCAUGGAGUUCUUCGCCGACCAGCAGCAGUGGAACUUUCACGGAGCCAAGGACGCGUACAAGAAGACGGCAAAGGUACCGAAGGAGUAUGGAUAUACUCGCGAGCAACUCGAUCGCGGUUUCAAUACUAGCGGCCUCUGGGCAUGGUCACGCCAUCCGAAUUUUGCAGCAGAACAGGGCGUAUGGCUCGCGUUGUAUCAGUGGUCUUGCUCCGAGUCGGAGACAUUCGUCAACUGGUGCUUUGGCGCCGCACUCUCCUACUUGAUCCUCUUCCAGGCCAGCACCUGGCUCACUGAGUUGCUCAGUGCGCAGAAGUACCCUGAAUAUAAGAUUUAUCGGGAGCGAGUGGGUAGAUUUUUGCCGAAGGUUGCUACUCAGAGCAUGGAUGCGCCUACGGCCGAUGGCAAAGCGAAUGACCAGCAGAAGCAGGAACCUGCGAAGGCUGUGAAAGCAACUGGUACCACGAAACGAAAGUGA